ACAGGAGGAUGGGCGGGGUGCGGACGGCUCCGCUAUGGCGGUUUAUUUUGCCUCUCGGACUCGGGCUUCCUGACACCGCCGGCGAACGGGAGCUUGCGGGCCGGCGCGGUCGCCAUGUACCCGCCGCCGGCGUCGGCGCCUCACCGGGACUUCAUCUCGGUGACCCUGAGCGUCGGCGAGAGCUACGACAACAGCAAGAGCCGGCGGCGGCGCUCAUGUUGGAGAAAAUGGAAGCAGCUGUCGAGAUUACAGCAGAACAUGAUUAUCUUUCUCUUGGCCUUUCUGAUUCUCUGUGGAUUCCUGUCCUACAUCCAUAUGGCAGACCAGUGGAAAGCUCUGAGUGGCAAGCCCACAGAAGAGCUGAAGAUGAUGCCAGAAGUCCCUGGAUUGAAGCCAGCAAACCCUCCUGUCUUACCAGCACCUCAGAAGGCAGACGCCAGCCCAGCGUUUUCCAAGAUGUUGCCUCAGCGGCCUCGAAAGCAUUUCCGACGGGGGCCUCCCCACCUGCAGAUCAGAGCCCCCAACACGGACUCCAAGGCUGGGACACAGGAUGACACUAAGGAGCGGGCAGCAGCCCCGGGGGAUGCUCAUCAGGAAGAGAACACACAGCGGACCGUCAUCAGCUGGCGGGGUGCAGUGAUCGAGCCCGAGCAGGGCACUGGACUCCCUUUGAGAAGAGCAGAGGCCCCUGCCAAGCCUUCCCCACUGGUUACCAGGAUGCAGAAAGAACCGGCACUCCUAAACGAGCGCCAGGAAGGGGUGAUCGAGGCCUUUCGACAUGCGUGGAAGGGGUACCGCCAGUUUGCUUGGGGCCACGACGAGCUCAGGCCUGUGUCCAGGUCCUUCAGUGAGUGGUUCGGCCUGGGCCUCACUCUGAUCGACGCCCUGGACACCAUGUGGAUUUUGGGUCUGAAGCAAGAAUUUGAAGAAGCCAGAACGUGGGUGUCACAGAAGUUAAACUUUAAGAAAGACGUGGAUGUGAACCUGUUUGAGAGUACCAUCCGCAUCCUGGGCGGACUCCUGAGCACCUACCACCUGUCCGGGGACGGGCUUUUCCUGAGGAAGGCUAAAGAUUUUGGCAAUCGGCUAAUGCCAGCCUUCAUGACGCCCUCCAAGAUUCCAUACUCCGAUGUGAACAUCGGCACUGGAGUUGCCCACCCACCCCAGUGGACCUCAGACAGCACAGUGUCCGAGGUGACGAGCAUUCAGUUGGAGUUCCGCGAGCUCUCUCGUCUCACAGGGGUCAAGAAGUUCCAGGAGGCCGCGGAGGAGGUGACAAGGCACGUUCACCAACUGUCUGGGAAGAAGGAUGGGCUGGUGCCCAUGUUCAUCAACACACACAGCGGCUCCUUCACCCACCUGGGUGUAUUCACCUUGGGCGCCAGGGCCGACAGCUACUACGAGUACCUGCUGAAGCAGUGGAUCCAGGGAGGGAAGCAGGAGACACAGUUGCUGGAGGACUACCUUGCAGCCAUUGAGGGGAUAAAAACACACCUGGUGAGGCACUCGGAGCCCAACAAGCUCACCUUCAUAGGGGAGCUCACCCACGACCGCUUCAGUGCCAAGAUGGACCACCUCGUGUGCUUCCUGCCAGGGACGCUAGCUCUGGGCGUCCACCACGGCUUGCCUGCUGACCACAUGGAGCUGGCCCGGGCACUCAUGGAAACCUGUUACCAGAUGAACCGACAAAUGGAGACAGGCCUAAGCCCUGAGAUCGUGCACUUCAACCUUUACCCUCCUACAGACAAUCUGGACGUGAAGGUCAAGCCAGCUGACAGGCACAACCUGCUGCGGCCCGAGACCGUCGAGAGCCUGUUCUACCUGUACCGUACCACAGGAGACCGCAAGUACCAGGACUGGGGCUGGGAGAUCCUGCAGAGCUUCAACAAGUACACACGGGUCCCCUCAGGUGGCUAUACAUCCAUCAACAAUGUCCAGAACCCCCACAAGCCUGAGCCUAGGGACAAGAUGGAGAGCUUUUUCCUGGGGGAGACCCUGAAGUACCUCUAUCUGCUGUUUUCCGACGACCAGAACCUGCUCAGCCUGGACACCUAUGUGUUCAACACAGAAGCGCACCCCUUGCCCAUCUGGGCCCUCUCCUAGGGCGGCUCCGGGCUGGGAUAGCUGAGGGGGUAGUGUGGCCUCGCCGAGCCUGGCAUGUGUCACGGGGCCCAGUGGUACUGGGCAGCUGCCAAGUGCCAAUGCUCCUGCCCCAGCUCUGGGCUCUCCUGGUCUCUUGCUUCAAAUUAGGGUGGUGUGAGGAACAAGAGCCCCAUGUGAGCUGGUGUGGGGUUCAGGUGACCAGUUCACCAAGCACCUUUGGCCUUCAUCCUCAAGAAAAUCAAAUCACGACUCCUGACUCAUGUCCCUGAUGUCCCAGCAGACUGGCUUUCAGGGAGCUUCCUGAUGGCCCUGGGCCCUCUGGUCCCCUUCUGAGGCUGCUGAAUCGUGUUCAGAGAGGAGCUGGAGGAGCCCGCCAGGCAGCUCUGCUCCAGCUGGUGGCCUGGGAUGUGCCCUGGCCCAUGGUCUGGAGGAGCCUCUGUGGCCUGGCAGGCCAUGGCUUGGGGCCUCCCCGGGGGCCAGCCUUUCUUGGAGUGGGUGUUUACACAUUGGACUCAGGGAUCCUGUCUGCCUGGAGGGGCUUGCUGCGGCUGGGUGGCCGGUUCUUCCUGCUCCCAGGCCUCUGGAUGGAAAGGGACUUCUCAGUUGAGAUAAAACCCACUUGCUACCAGUGUGG
Ictidomys tridecemlineatus (thirteen-lined ground squirrel) is the source of this 2737-nucleotide messenger RNA. It is a transcript of the gene Man1b1, whose product is annotated as mannosidase alpha class 1B member 1. NCBI's taxonomy places the organism in Eukaryota, Metazoa, Chordata, Mammalia, Rodentia, Sciuridae. The record is from RefSeq and is a predicted model, not a curated record. Gene Ontology annotation, cellular component: membrane; endoplasmic reticulum. Gene Ontology annotation, biological process: mannose trimming involved in glycoprotein ERAD pathway; carbohydrate metabolic process. Gene Ontology annotation, molecular function: mannosyl-oligosaccharide 1,2-alpha-mannosidase activity; calcium ion binding.